AUGAUUGAUCAGAACGAUAACUACACAGCCAGAGAACAACGAGUAAUUGAAUUGGCGCUUGAACAUUGGCACAAUAUUACUUGCUUAGACUUCGAACGACAGGAUGAUGAACCAACUGGAAACCGAAUCGUGUUUACAGACGUUGAUGGAUGUGCUUCCAAUGUUGGACGGCACCCAUUGGGCGAGCCACAGUAUGUAUCACUUGCACCCGAAUGUAUCCGGCUUGGCGUUAUUGCGCAUGAAGUUGCACAUGCACUUGGUUUUUGGCAUGAGCAGUCUCGACCAGAUCGUGACGACUACGUUACGGUUCGUUGGGAGAAUAUCGACAAGGAUAGUAAGGGACAGUUCUUAAAGGAACAACCGGUUGAUGUGGAUACUGGAUCGGUACCCUACGACUAUGGAAGUAUUAUGCAUUAUAGGAGUAAAGCAUUUGCUCGUUACGAUGAUUUGUUUACCUUAAACACCAAUAUUGCGGAUUAUCAGAAAACUAUUGGCCAACGUGAUCAGCUAUCGUUCAAUGACAUAAGGUUGAUGAAUGUCAUCUACUGCAGCGAUGUCUGCCCACAAAAACUUCCUUGUCAACGGGGUGGUUAUACAGAUCCACGCCGAUGUGACCGUUGUCGAUGCCCAGACGGUUUUAUUGGACAGUUAUGCGAACAUGUGAUGCCUGGAUAUGGUGCAAACUGUGGUGGCGUCGUAGAAGUAACGCCAGAAUGGGCCAGGAUCAGUAGCCCAAAUUAUCCUGGAGAAUUCCGUGAAGGUCAAGAAUGUAGCUGGCUACUAAAAGCACCGAAAGGCCAACGUGUAGAAUUCCAGUUCUAUGGCGAAUUUGAAAUGUACUGCAAAGUUAGGCAUUCCCUAUGUAUGGAUUACGUUGAAAUCCGUAAUUCAACAGAUUUUGCGAAUACGGGUAUGAGAUACUGUUGCUUUGGAACUCCAAAAUCCCCGAUAGUUUCCGCAACAGAAGAUAUGUUAGUUUUGUUUAGAUCAUUUUACCGAGGGGGUAAAGGUUUCCAAGCUCAAGUUCGCUCAAUUCCUCCAUCAGGUAAGAUGCACUCAGUUUUAUACAUUGAUAUUCUAGUCUCUUUUACCAUCAUGACUUAUACAAAACAGAAAUAA
This is a messenger RNA of Enterobius vermicularis (human pinworm), 1119 nucleotides long. Lineage: Eukaryota; Metazoa; Nematoda; Chromadorea; Rhabditida; Oxyuridae. The record is from the annotation of a GenBank genome assembly.